This is a messenger RNA of Anthonomus grandis grandis, 2105 nucleotides long. RefSeq names its product ubiquitin-conjugating enzyme E2Q-like protein CG4502. The coding region runs from base 379 to 1125 and encodes 248 amino acids. The transcript has 5 exons. NCBI's taxonomy places the organism in Eukaryota, Metazoa, Arthropoda, Insecta, Coleoptera, Curculionidae. The record is from RefSeq and is a predicted model, not a curated record.
GAUUUAGCAACAAAACAGUGUUGAACGGGGCGAGAGCAUCAUCCAUACCAUCAGUCCCGCGAUAAGAAGAAACACGGACGAGGCGACGCCGGGCGCCACAAAAGAAUCGAUUUGUUCCAUAUUCCACUGUGUGCGCAAUCAAGUCGGUUCCACGAUCCAGUUGUUUUCAAAAAAAGGGGUCGGUCAGAGCAUUUAUCGAAUCCUUAUCAAGAAUUUAUCAAUGGAAAUGUGCCGGAUAACGACUAAAGAAAAAACCAUUUCAUCACCCUUAUAGCAAAAUCAUUAGUGUACAUACAUCGAGCAACAGAAACUAGUAACACCAAAGUAGCCUCUAGCAAUACUUACUCAACCCUCACCAUCAUAUAUCUACCAAGCACAAUGAACAUUCGUCCAAAAGAUAAAGUAACAGCGGUUUUCAGAAGACUAUUCAAAUCUUCGAGCAACAAGGAUGAAGCACCCAAUAAACCGAGCGGAUCGGCUCAGGGUUCUCCGGCACGCCGAUUACUUAGAAGUUACAAGGACACAGUUUCACCGGAAAGCUCAGGCCAGGCCCCAUCACCGAGCUUUAGCGCCAAAAACAAGAAAGACGAAACUGUUUCACAGAACAAGACUGUUCGCGCCAAAAGACUGAUGAAAGAAUUUCGAGACCUGCAAAGAUUACAAAACUCAAAACAAGAUCCAGUAUUCACUGUGGAAUUAGUAGAGGACAACCUGUUCGAGUGGUACGUUAAGAUUCACAAAGUGGACGGCGAUAGCGACUUGAUGCAGGACAUGGUUGAACUGGGUGUUCCUUAUAUUUUACUACACUUGAUAUUUCCUGAUAAUUUCCCGUUUGCUCCUCCUUUUAUGAGGUUAAUCUCUCCCAGGAUUGAAAAGGGGUUCGUGAUGGAAGGUGGUGCAAUCUGCAUGGAACUACUAACACCAAGAGGCUGGGCUUCCGCUUACACGGUAGAAGCGGUCAUCAUGCAGUUCGCAGCAAGCGUCGUUAAAGGUCAGGGUAGGAUACAACGGAAGAACAAAGGACAGAAGGUGUUUAGCAGAAGAGGAGCCGAGGAGAGCUUUAGGUCUUUAGUUAGGACGCACGAUAAAUACGGGUGGGUAACACCUAGUUUAUCGGAUGGCUAGUAAAUGGGUUAGAAACCAUACCUGACGGUUAAGGCUAUAAGGAACACCACCUGUCAAUUCCCCAAAUGUUCAUUUUGUCGCUGUAAAUAUGCGAAUAUUUAAGUGUAUUAAGCACUAAAGGCGUUACAAUUCCUAAGACAAAAUUGACAGAUGUAAUUACGCUUAUAUUGAAAUGGUAAGUUUUUUAAGCUUCAAGUGCCAAAUUAAGAUUAUUACAUAUGAAUCACUAGGAGGCUGGAUUUUGUUUAUAUUAGAAAUACUACUUUUGAAAUGAUGUUAUGUUAUGAUCUGACUAUAUUUACAUUAUUUAUUCCAUAACAUAUGUAAAUAAUAAACCUAAUAAAUAUGAAAUCUGUGUUAUUACUACUUAGGUCAGUUACUGUUUUUUAUGUGCAUUUGGUAGAUCAAUUUAAAUAUUGUUAGUUAUAAAGUAGAAAAGUGCAUGCAAUAAUGUACGUUUUUUUAUUAUAAAUGUGUAACAAUAAAACCGUCUCAAUCUUAGAUGUUAGAAAAUAUUUAAUACUCAAUGAGGAUCAGUCCACAGAUGUGUUGGUAACUAAUUAUAAAAAUAACCAAAGCACAAAGACGCAUCAAAAUAAAACUUUUAUUUUUACCAAAUUUCUAAUGCUCAUAAUACGAAUAUAUUUUAUAUGUACGAUUUUAGCUUUAUUGACUAUAAUGUUGAAAAUAAAGUCCAUGUUUAGCAGUAUUAUUAAAAUAUUCAAAGUAUAUUUGUUGGCUAAUAAAAUAUUAAUAAUUGUGUAUUUUAUGUCUAUUUUUGAUGGUUUUGUCUUCCAAAUAUGUAGUCAAAAAUAUUAUAUUAGUUUAUUAACGGAAGUAUCUUAUACAGGGUGUAUAACUUGUAACCUCUGAUUUAUUUCUUACCAUAGUUCUUUGUUAUCUAUAAAUGGCUCGUUUCUGUUAAUUAUUAUGGUAGUUUUUAAUAAAAAUUGUACAUAUUUGUGGCAUCUUUUGAUAAA